Messenger RNA from Lachancea dasiensis, 1845 nucleotides. The record is from the annotation of a GenBank genome assembly. NCBI's taxonomy places the organism in Eukaryota, Fungi, Ascomycota, Saccharomycetes, Saccharomycetales, Saccharomycetaceae.
AUGAUGAGUUCCGAAAGGCGUGCUUCGAUGGCGGAGCGGCGUCCAUCAACAUUGGACCGCUCGUCUGUUAGUGCAGAACGCAAGGGCUCGGUGACAGUGGUGCCACAUUUGGCGGGGAUUGAAGACCCAUUGCCGGAGACUACGCCGGAGAAGGUGGACGUGCUGCUGGUAGGGACAGGGCUGGUGGAAAGUAUUCUGGCGGCGGCACUGUCGUGGCAAGGCUCAAGAGUUCUCCAAAUUGACUCAAACUCGUACUAUGGCGACACGUCCGCCACGCUCACAAUUGACCAGCUCAAGCAAUGGGUUCAAGACGUGAACCAGGGAUCUAUGAAGUGUUACGAAAGUGCGAAACUGCACAUUUCCAGCAUGAUGGGCAGAGGCGUGUACCGGUCGCGGGAUUUUGGCAUCGACUUGUCACCCAAGAUUCUGUUUGCGAAGUCAGAUUUGCUGUCGAUUUUGCUGAAAUCCCGCGUUCACCAAUAUUUGGAGUUCCAGUCGCUGUCGAACUUUCACACGUAUGAAAACGACUCCUUUGAAAGGCUUACGAACACAAAACAGGAGAUCUUUACGAAUCCGUCGCUUCCUUUGAUGACGAAACGCAAUCUUAUGAAGUUCAUAAAGUUUGUGUUGGACUGGGAAAAUCAACCGGAGGUGUGGCAAUCUUACAAGGACCAGCCUAUGGCGUCCUUCCUUGUAGACAAGUUCAAACUCGAAAAGGCUCAGGUCUUUGAACUGAUCUUUUCCAUUGGGAUGUGUUACAACAUCAAUGUGAAAACACCUGAGGCUCUUCAAAGGAUUCGCAGGUACCUAACGAGCUUUGACGUCUACGGCCCAUUUCCCGUGCUGUACUCGAAAUAUGGUGGUCCUGGAGAACUUUCGCAGGGUUUUUGUCGAUCUGCUGCUGUGGCGGGAGCAACAUACAAACUGAAUGAGACCUUGGUAUCCUACGACCCAGAUUCUAAAAUUGCCAUUUUCGGUGAUGGCUCUAGGGUUAGCGUUUCCGAAAAGGUAGUUGUGGCACCUACUCAGUGCCCGGAGAAUAGUCAAAACGUGCCAGAACAGAAAUACGAGGUUCAAAGAUUAACUUGUGUGGUAGACAAACCUUGUUCUGAGUGGUUUGGUGAGGGCGAAUACGCCUCGGUCGUGGUGUUCCCACCGAAUUCCCUCAAAUCAGGUAAUCGUCAGGCGGUACAGGCGUUGAUAAUGGGCGCUGGAAGCGACGUUUGUCCUCGGGGAACGUCCGUUUGGUAUUUGAGCUCCACGGAAACUGGUCCCCGCGGUGAAAUGGACCUCGAUGCUGCACUAGGAGCGUUGGAAGAAAGUAUAAUGCGUGAAUCAUCCGCGGACAUAGAAAAUGACGAAGGUCUGGUCGAGAUGGAUAAUUCCGGGCAUCUAACAUUGAAUUCGGUCAAGCUGGGUCAGUCCUUCAAGGAGUACUCCUCUCGAGAUAAGCUGCAGAUAAUUGUGAAGCUCUAUUACAAGCAGUUUACUUCCACUCCCCCUUUCGAGGUGGUUGAUCCAUCCAUCUUUGAGAUCAAUGAACCUAACAAUUUGGCUACCAAGAAGCUAAUACCGGGUGCUAGCGAUAAUGGUGUGCUAUAUACACCGCUGCCAUCGGCGGAGGUAUCAUAUGAUGAGGCAAUCACAGCGGCACGGAUAUUGUUUCAGUCAAUUGUAGGGAGCGACGACGACUUUUUCGAUCUCGACUUCGAAGAUGAUGACGAAAAGGACCAGAUCAACGAAUCUGCUGUCAUCGACGAUGAUGAAGAUGCUAAAAUGAACAUGGCACUGGAUGUGGAAAUGAGUGUGGAACCCGUGGAAUUCGCAGGCGAAAUGGAAAUAUGA